Scheffersomyces amazonensis is the source of this 2532-nucleotide messenger RNA. RefSeq lists its product as uncharacterized. NCBI's taxonomy places the organism in Eukaryota, Fungi, Ascomycota, Pichiomycetes, Serinales, Debaryomycetaceae. The record is from RefSeq and is a predicted model, not a curated record. The transcript has a single exon. The coding region runs from base 1 to 2532 and encodes 843 amino acids.
AUGACAGGGAAAAGGAGAAAGAUAGAUGAUGCGCCCAAAAUUGAAGGAAGUUCGUCCAAAAUUGAAGGAAGUUCGUUUAAAGUUGGUGUAACUCGUAUCAAGUUAGCUCUUGAUAUAAUUGUUGAUCAUUUAGAUGCUGAAAACUACAAUUUCUUUCCUAAAGGAUUGAUCGAUAUUCCUAAGUUUAAUGAAGAUACAUUGGGUAUAGAGGUAGAGUCGUUAGAUGAUGAACCAAACGAAGAUUUUAGGUACAAUAUUGCCAGGGCGCUAUUUCAUUUUCAUAUGUUUAUUGGAAGUAAUUCAGUUGUGAAGCAAAAGCACACCGAUUCUUCAUCCCAUGAACUUAAAGUACUGCUGAAGGAAGACAUUUUCAUAGAAAUCAAGUGUUUAUUAAGAGAGAUUGUAUCUAUCCAUCCAAAAAUACCAAAAGACAUGACAAAGCAGAAAUUUUCUGAUUUUGUUAUAAAUUGUUUUGACUGUUCAAUCGCAUUCACAAUGCCACUUACAUUUAUAUUGGAUCGAAGUAUAAGUACAGAUGCAGAAAAUGUUAGUCAAGUUUCUCAGGAAGGUCGUGAACUAGUAAAAUCAUCUCAAGCAGACCUGCCGGUUUCAACUAAAUUGGUUGAGACAAGAGCACAUUUUAAGGAGUACCGCAUGCUAAACGCGGAAAGCACUAUAGAUACGAAACUAAAAGAAAAGCUCAAUAGUGCAAACUUAUUUGAAAAGGGUAUAAAACGUUUACAAUUGGCGAAGUUUGAUGCUAACGAGACUCUAGGUAACGAAAGACAUGUAUCCAUCUUGUUAGUUCUAGCGGUCUUGAACCCAGUAUGUGAAGCCAGUGAGUAUACUAUUAGACUACUUCCCGAAAACACGGCAUCGAAUUCAAUAUGUGACUAUAUAUUGAAGAUUGAAAAAGAUGGUAAUCUCCGUGUCCCUAUAGAGAUAAAAUUUAAAACCAUUCUUGAAGUAUAUAAAAAUAAGCAAAGUAAAGAGUUUCAGCAGCUCAUGAACCAGUGUUUAUACCAGAUGUAUAGUUCCCAUUGUAACAUUGGUUUUAUUCUUGAUGGUGAAGCUAUGCUUGUCAUUAGGUUGAAAGCAAAAAAGGUCAAUAUACGGACCGAUUCGUCCUUUAGUGUGGGUGUUGCCGAUAUCCAUUGUUUCGUGAACUGUUACAAAUAUGUCGAUCAUAAUCCAGCUGCAAUUUUAUACGUUUACCUCCAUGAUUACUUGAGAAAGGUACGGAAAGGAGACCCCGCUAAAAUUAAACAAAUAUAUGACUCUUUGAAAAUUACACCAGAAGAUGAUGAGAAUGAAACCAAUGCCAAAUAUGAAUUUGUAAAGCAGCAAUGGGAUAACAAAUUUCGAAAUUCGAAUCAAGAUGGUAGUUCAAUCGCUAACAAUGAGAUUAUGCUGAAGAUUCCAGCUUUAUUACGUGACGAGGUAACGUAUCUUGAGGAUCAAAGACUAAAUCAAAAUGAUUUUCUGACUAUUAAGGUACUUCAGGGUUCUGGAAGAGGAAAGGAGCUGUUAUCUCAAGUUUUCGAGUUGGUUUAUAAGGCGAAUAAAAGGAGAAUGGUACUAAAGAUUUACGACGUCAUGCGUGCACCACUACGUAAUGGGUACAAUAAAGUUGAGAAUUUCAAAAGUGCCUAUAAAUUGUGUACAACUAUGUUCCUCACAGAACUAAAGGCCUACAGAAGCCUUCGAGAGGUAAAUGGCCUUGGGGUAAAUAUUUCACCGCCGCCCACUAGAGAAAAGGAUGAGUCUAAUCAACUGGCCGUUGAUCAUCUGUUUGAUGCUAGUAGCCAGCCAACCCAACUGGCCGGUGGUCAUCUGUUUGAUGCUAGUAGCCAGCCAACCCAACUGGCCGGUGGUCAUCUGUUUGAUGCUAGUAGCCAGCCAACCCAACUGGCCGGUGGUCAUCUGUUUGAUGCUAGUAGCCAGCCAACCCAACUGGCCGGUGGUCAUCUGUUUGAUGCUAGUAGCCAGCCAACCCAACUGGCCGUUGAUCAUCUGUUUGAUGCUAGUAGCCAGCCAACCCAACUGGCCGGUGGUCAUCUGUUUGAUGCUAGUAGCCAGCCAACCCAACUGGCCGGUGGUCAUCUGUUUGAUGCUAGUAGCCAGCCAACCCAACCACCGCUCGUGCAUUAUACGCCAUAUCUUUAUCAGUCAGGAUACACUGAAUGGAUAUAUGAUGAUAAAAGCUAUAAGGGAUAUUAUCUAUUAUUAGAAUUGAUACAACAAAGCGGAGAACAUAUUCCAGAGGAAGAAUUCCAAAGGUUAGCGAAGGAGGCCCUUAUGUCCAUACACAGGAAAGGGUUCUUGCAUGGUGAUAUCCAUAUUGGGAAUUUCCAAUAUGAUCCAAAACGAGGUCGGGUAAUAUUUUAUGACUUUGGACUUUCAAAAUUCAAGUCACAAGUAAGAGAUACAAGAAAACUAUUAAACCCGACGGAACAGGAUAAAGAGGAAGAAUUAAGAAAACUACGCGAAGUUAUACAUGAAUAUUAUAUAGAGUUAGGCACCGGGAUGUAA